GUGUUUCUGCGCCGUUAACCGUGACCUCUUACUUAGAUAAACAUACAACAUAAUGAUCUGCCAACGCUGUCUCCGCCGGCUAGCGCAUCAAAGUGCCCAGCAUGACCGCAGUCACGCUUCCAAACGAGCCUUGUCCACGACAAAGAUCAUCCGCUCAACACCGGUCACGGCCGAGACAACCACAACCAAUGUUCCACGACCCGACGGUCGCCCUGCCGCGACAUCAAGACCGGGCGUCGCACAACCUAUCAGCACACCAUUGACCGCGAGUCCUGAUCGACAAGAACUUCCCAUAAGUCGUAAGCAGACCAAAGCACCUGCGAAGCUACCGGCGAGCAGUAUGCCGGCAGGUACGGUGAUGAAGGGGUUGAACUUCAUGAAGAACAAGCCCGAUCCGAUCGCGAUGGAGGAUGGUGCUAAGGCUGGUCGGGAGGGUGACCUUUUUGCCAAGUCGAAGAAGCAGCGACAGAAAGCUGCAAAGGCGUUGCGGAAGCAGGCACUUCUACAUCCGGAGGCUCUGGCGCCGAAAGUGCCGCUGACCGAGCAGACGGUGGACUUACCCACCGGCGAUGGCACGUUAGAGGGAGCGAGAAGCGCGGAGGAGGCGCGAGGAGAACUGACGGCUGCGCUGAGGGGGAAGCGGAGAAGCAAGAUCAAAGAAGACAACUAUCUGAGGAGUAUGCGGUAGAGCUGACUGCCGAGUUCGAAGCGGCAACACUUGGUGUCCGCGUCACUCCCUUCCUGCAAUCAUACAGUGUGCAGACUUGCUCUCCCGAGCGCGCCUCUUUCGGGUUUAAUUCGAUCGACCACAUGUUAUGCCGUUUGACGGUUGCCUGCGAGUAUUGGAUCGCUCGCCAGCAACGAAACCAUCGCCACAAAAGUAAGGGGCCAGGCCUUAAAUCUGUGGACCUUGAUCCCCAUUCAUCUCUUCCGAGUACGUUCGAGCUUCGUUCUCCUCAACAUGUUCUUCGCAACAUCCAAGAGGUCGCCCAUGGUG
This is a messenger RNA of Baudoinia panamericana UAMH 10762, 997 nucleotides long. RefSeq lists its product as uncharacterized. The record is from RefSeq and is a predicted model, not a curated record. The transcript has 3 exons. Lineage: Eukaryota; Fungi; Ascomycota; Dothideomycetes; Mycosphaerellales; Teratosphaeriaceae. Bases 53 to 688 code for a protein of 211 amino acids.